Molecule: messenger RNA, 4107 nt
Organism: Cylicocyclus nassatus
Lineage: Eukaryota; Metazoa; Nematoda; Chromadorea; Rhabditida; Strongylidae
Source: the annotation of a GenBank genome assembly
AGGAACGGUGUGCGGAAGUUCAUAACUUGUCACCAUCAUUUACUAGUCAUUGUCACUCAUGGCAGACGCUGCUACCGGCGUUUCCGAGAAUCUUACCGAUUCUGAACUUACGAAUGGAUCUUCGGAUUCGAAUACUAGUGGCUCCGGGCUUUUGUCCAGAAAGGGUCUUUUUGGGAAAUCUGGAGUUCUGAACCUGGAAGCAAACAUCUCUUCUGAAAAGGAUGCCUUGAAGCCAGAGACUGAUAAGACCAACGGAGAUGGGAAUGACGAAGCAAACACUUCGGGCUCUGGAGCUGAAAUGCUGGGUAUCGAUUUGUCAUCUCAAGAGAAGGAAGAAAGGGAAGAAACCGCAGCUAAGCUUGUGGAAAAUGAUGCGGAGAUGGAACAGGGAGAGUCAGGGUUGCAACUGGAUGCAGAGCCUGCUGAUGUAGACAUGGCAGAACCUGAGGCGAAAGUGGAACACAUCAAUACAACUGAAGUGACAAUAGUUGAAAUUCGUGAGGAAUUUCAAGACGAAAGUGACCCCGUUGAGCCAGCGGACCAGCAAUUGGGAGGUAAAGUAGACGAGAUCACAGAGGCUGAAGGUGCUGACAUGAAUGACCAGUCCACUGGCACGGCCACCGAAGGCGGGGAAAGCGCAAUUUCAAGCGCCACACCUGGCAAAGUCAACGACAUUGAUAAUAAAACACUUGGUGAGGAACCCGAGAACUCCGCCGACAAGGAGGCAGGAGCAGGGGACAAUGUAACAGGGCACCAAGAGUCACCUGCUGCCAAUAAGGGGUCCACUGAUAAGGAUGUCAAGCACAGCGGACCAUCACCCAGCCCUGGUAAUGCGAAGCAGGCCAAAGACAAGCAGCCUGAAUCAGUCACCAAAGAUGGGGAGUCGGUGAAAGAACCGGAGCCAAUAGAGGAGGAGAUAUGCGUGAAGAAAAUCAUCUCAAUGGAUACGGAUGACACUGAGCAGGACGGAACUGCAAAGGCACAGUCUGCUGAGGAAACGAUCGAAUCCUCAGUGCAUAUGGAAAUUACCGAAGUAACUACCGAAGAAGCUUAUACAGAGCUGGCAGCACAGAAGUCGCCUCUUGUUGAGGAACCGGAAGCAGCUGAAAGCGAAGGGACCGAAGAAAGCGAGAAAGAUGAUGGUAAAAAGUCAAAGAACGAAAGUUAUGCGAUAGAAGAAAUGGAAGUUGUCCACGAGAGGGUUGAAGAGAGUGUUACUGUUGAAAAGAAGGAUGAAGAUGAAGAAAAGAAGGAUGCUGAGGAAGACGAGGAGAAAGAAGCUGAAGAAGUUGAGGAAACCCCGAAGAGACGAACAUCAGCUCGUCGCUCCGCUGUAGCCUCGUCUGAAAAAAAGACUCCUGCACGCGCGAAAGCAACACCGGCCAAGAAAGCCACAUCCAAAAAACACGUCGACGAAGAAAAGGCUGAUGAUGAAGAGAAGCCUGAAGAAAUGGAAGAGUCGGAAGCAAAAACAGAUGAAGCUGAAGAGAAGGAAGAGGAAGUUAUCGGGACUAAGUCUUUGCGGUCGCGGACCCGUCGUUCAAAUGUUGCUGAGACACCGAAGGCUGACGAGCAAACGCCCAAAAGACGUGGGAAAGCAGCUAAGAGCGCCAAGAAGGAUGUUGCUGCUGAAGCGGAAGACGAAAGCGAGCAAGAUGCUGCUAAAGAAAAAGACAAAGCAGAAGACAAAGACGAGCAACCUUCUCGACCGUCGCUGCGGUCGCGAGCGUCGAAGACUCCAUCGAAGCCAGAGCCUCCAACCCCAAAGUCCACUGGUCGCAAAAGUCGCGCAGCAAAGAAAGAGGAAGAGAGUGUUGCUAAGAAGGAGGAUGAAGCGGAAAGCCGUACUGAACCAGAAACUCCUCGCAGAGGGAAAAAAGCUGCUCCUCCAUCGGCUGCAAAAACUCCUAAAUCAGCAAAAGCUGCUUCUGCAAAGAAAGCAAAGGCUGAAGGAGAACAUGAUCCGUAUGAUAUCGAUACGGAGAUGGAGAGGCAUCCCGAACCCCUCAAGAACAUCCAGAUGGAGGUACAAUCAUUCGAAUCACGUGUUGGUAAUCUAGCUGAGUUGGCGCCUCGUACGAAACAGCGGAAAUCACUAGCAGAUCUCACUCCUGGAAGGAAGAAGGCCAGCCCUACUGCUAGUGGAAGUCGUACCGCCCCACAUUCGUCUCGUGGUCGUAAAUCGAAAGCGGAAUCGGAUGAAGCAGAAAAGGAAGAAGAGGCGAUGGAAACUGAUGAGACGAAUGAAAAUCAGGCGACCGGCAAAAAAGUGAAAAAAGGCGCAGAAACGCCAAAAACCGGUGGUUCGGGAAGGAAACGACGUGCAUCCCCACAAGCCUCAGUGGUAACGAAACGUCCUCACAUUGAAGUUCCACAAUUGAGCGGUGAGGACCUUGUUGCUGUCGAUCUCCCACAAGACGAACACGCUGCAUGCGAAGCGGGAGCGCGCGUGUACGCGAUGUUCGACGGCAUAUUUUAUCCAGCAAUUGUAGUGAGCCGUGACGGUUUGGGUCGUUACAAGGUGAGUUUUGUUGAAGAUGGUGUAGUAAAGGACGUUCCAUUAGCUGGUGUGAUUCCCCUGCGAGCGCUUGAUCAAGACAAAGAGUGUUAUUAUGCGGAUUCAUCACAAAAAGAUCGUCUCGCUGUGAAAGUUGUCAAGGCCCCCGAUGGUAAACACGCUGCAGCGUGGGAGAAGGCAGAAUUUGAGCUGGAGCAACUCGAUGACGAAGGCAACUCUCUUGGGAAGAAACUCAAGGGCGUUUGGACAAACCUUGCGUUAUCGAAGGAAGACUGGCGCGAUUACAUAAAUAAGAAGUCACGUGAAGCUUCUGAUGUUAUAACAGAUAAUAUCGAAAGCACCGAAGACCGACACUUACGUCGAUCUAGGACUGCUCCAAGCCAGGAAGCUACACCGGGCGUCUCGAAAGCGACACCAAAAACACAGAAGAAAGCAGCAGCAGCACCAGCUACACCGAAGACGAAAACUCCCGCAAGGGGCGGUCGUGGUAGAAAGAAGACUGCAAGCACAUCGUCCGCAACUAAAGAAGAGGCCGAAGAAGACGCCAGCGAGAGUGCCCCGGAAACCAGUGAUGAACAAAUCUUUGCGGGAAAAUUGUUCAUACUCACGUCGGCAAAUCGUCCAAACAUCGACACUGGAUUCAAGAAGAAGUUCAUGACGGACUUCAUCUCAUCACACGGAGGAUUAGUUGUGGACGAUAUGAAGGAGGUCGACGAGCAUCCAGAGAUGGAACGAUUCCUCAUCUCUGAUACGCAUUACCGAACGCACAAGUAUCUUGCAGCUCUUGUUCGCGCCAUGCCCUGUGUAUCGCACGAGUGGAUUUACAAGUGCUUAGACGAGAAGAAACUUGUGGAUUAUAAGUCAUACUUACUUCCCUCCGGUGUGUCAAUCCUCGAUGAUCGUGAAUAUCCAUUGCCUAAACAACGAGGCGUACUCCUCCGAAAUAAGCGAGUUAUGGUACAUUCGAAUGUAGUACCACCAAGCAAGAAAUCCAUGUCCUUCGAGCAAAUCUGGGUCCCAAUGGUGCCGCAACUGGGCGGUGAAGUUGUUUCAGAAAUGCCUGAUGAAGAGGGAAAACUGGACAUCUUGCUUACCGAUCACUCUGCAACUCCAAGCUUGGUGGAGAAAGCGCGCAAAAUUGGUGCGGCAGUGGUUUCCUCGGAGUGGCUGAUUCAGGGAAUCAUAAUGGAUCGUCUUCCCGAUGUCAACGCUCAUCAGAAAUUCUUACACAAUGGUGGCGUUUGCACUUGAAUAUUCCUGUUAUUGUUUCUUUCUAUAUACGACAUAUACAUGCGGACCAGUGAUUCUGUAUUUGGGAUGGUUUCCGUUGCUUCUUAAACUCACCGGCAUACUUUUCCACAACUUGAAUUUGUGAAAACAUGGCUUGUUCGUUCAGCCGUUCUUGUAAAUUUCUUAGCAGGUUUCAUUUUCUUAUGUUGUACAGUACCGUAUCGAUUUUUCCGUGUAUAUGACAUCGGUAGCAUUAGAAGAUCGUAUUCCUUUUCAAGUAUUAUCAGUUCAAUACAUUUUGCGUGGAAAGAAUACAUAUGAUUGUGUUGUCGAUCUCUAAUAAAAUGCAACUCUGUAAA